CCUUUUCAGAGUUGUAAUGAAGUGAUGAGGUGAACAGCUGUUUCAUUGUGUCUCUUUCAAUAGUUGUAGAGUAGAAUAGUAAAAUGACGGACCCAAAUAAUUCAUUCAAACGUUCAGUGUCAAAUCAAUUAUUUAAUGCUUCGGUAAUCGGUGCGACGAUAGAUGAUUUUUCUAAAAAUGCUUUAUUAUUUCCUGUUCAGGACCCAAGUCCCAUCACCAACGUUAAUCCGAAUGCGGAGGCUCAAAAUCCAAUUGACCACCAACAGUAUCAGACAACUCCAAUUUUCAACCAAAUUCCUCCGCCUUCCACAGCAGGCGUUCCCGCAACGCUGGUGUCUAAUGACCAAAUCGUCGGUCCUCCUCCAACAGGUCAGUCAAGUAAUUUAUACAGACGUUCUACAACAAAGAAAGUGGCAUACGCCCAAAUUCCGGGUUUGGUCAGUUCCCAACAACAGUCAUACAUUUCCGAUCAAACCCUUCCAUUACAACCGCCUCAAAACAUCGAACAAAGUCCGUCUUUGAUUAACUACUUUCAAACGGUACCUAAAGUGCCUGAAAAUUUAAGUACGCCGUCCGGUCCUUUAAUCUCGGAAACCGCAAGUGCGACUUUACCUGAACUCAAUACUCAUCCUUUUUUGCCAACUUUAGGCGCGCAGUUGAUGCCCACGAUCUCUACUGAUCUAGGUGGACAGUACGGACAGAGUUUAAGCAAUUUUUCGGCGACAACGUCCUUUUACGGUAAUGAUAUUCCCUCCAGUCAGAAUACCACGGGAAUGACUCCCCAAAUAUACAGACCAGUUUACCACCAUUGGUUUUACAAACACACAGUGUCGGGUGAAUCCACAUGGACGCCCUUUUCAAUGCCAGAUUCUCUUGCAUUAGAGGAGGCUUUUACUUCCACCGAUCUCUCUCCGGAAACAAUCGUUGCAACUGAUGGAAACCGAUACGACGUAAAUGUACUCAGAAGGGAAAGGUAUGCUGUAUAUUGGGAAGCGGCACCGUCCGAGGUUAGGCGGUGCUCUUGGUUCAGUAAAACAAACAUUGACUCUAAAUUUAUUCCAUAUGAAGAGAAUGUGGCGGCGUUAUUGGAAGAGGAAUAUCGUAUAGCGUUUGAAAGAAAUGAAUGGAAUAGAUUUGUAACAAUACCUAACUCCGAAACAGUUUUAUUUCAAGGGCCUGACACAUUAGUACGACUUCCUCCUAGCCCUGUCACUGAUAACUGGGGCAGUACGUCAUCGUCACCUGCUCAUUAUGGUGUACUGAAGAGGACCAUGGAUGAAUUUGACAUUGACGAGGGAGAACCAGCCGAAAUUGACCAUUUGUUUUUCGUGGUACACGGUAUUGGACCAUGGUGUGAUUUUAAAUUUCGGUCGGUACAGGAAGUAGUUGACGAUUUUAGAAGUAUUGCUUUAAAACUGAUGUCAUCUCAUUUUCAUUCCUCGAGGGCUUGCAAUAGAGUUGAAAUACUACCCAUCAGUUGGCACGAAAGUGUGCACUCAGAGGAAACGGGGGUAGACCAAUUACUAAGAAACAUUACGCUUGAAAGUAUACCUCGUCUAAGAGAUUUUACCAAUAAUACUUUAUUAGAUAUACUGUUCUACACAACCCAUAUAUAUUCACAGGCGAUCAUCACUUCAGUUUCCACAGAUUUAAAUAGGCUUUACCACCUUUUUCAAUUAAGAAAUCCCACAUUCAAGGGAGACGUUUCUCUAAUCGGUCACAGUUUAGGAUCAUUAAUCCUAUUUGACAUUCUAAGUCAUGAAAUAGCUCAUAGUGAAGAUGACAUGACCCCACAAGUAGUAGAACGAAUACUCGACGAAGAAGAGGAAGAUUUGGUACCGGAACUAAAACCAAUGAAUAAGAAGACGCUUAGUAGGCGAAUUAGCAAUAUGCUUUUGGAAGCAGGUGCACAACCAGCGAAACUAAUUUACCCACACUUAAACUUCCAUCCCAGUGCCUUAUAUGCGCUAGGCUCACCUAUAGGAGUGUUUAUGACAGUCAGAGGACUUGAUACAUUUGGACCUGACUUUGCGCUUCCAACAUGCAGUUACUUCUACAAUGUCUUCCAUCCUUACGAUCCGGUCGCCUACAGAAUAGAACCCUUGAUAAAUCAAGAGUUAACUAGUCUAAAACCGGCCACAGUUCCACAUCAUAUGGGCAGAAAGCGGAUGCAUUUGGAAAUACGAGAGACGUUUCAGAAGAUGGGCGCCAAUAUUAAGGAACGGGUUGUGGGAUCUGUUGUAAGUGCGUUUAGACGAUUUUAUCCUGGAAUCAUAGAAGGUUCCAUGGAGGCUACAGAAGAGGAAGUUGUGAACAGUUCGGCUCCUGAGAGUGGCAGAGAAUCUGGUACCUCCACACCGGGGAAGGAAGAUCCAAAUCUAAGUUUUGGCAUUUUAAAUGCUGGUAACCGCAUAGACUAUGCUCUGCAAGAAUCGCCUUUGGAAGUUAUUAAUGAAUAUAUUUUUGCUGUUGGGAGUCACCUUUGUUAUUGGAACUCUGAGGAUACUGUUCUAUUUAUAUUGACCAAAACGUACGAAGGUAUGGGUAUUAGUCCCUCCAGUCCGUCGCAAGAGUGAUUAAUUAAAAGGAUAGAAUCAAGUUCGCAAGAGUGAUUAAUUAAAAGGAUAGAAUCAAGUUCGCAGUAACGAAAGGGUACAUUCCAAAGAGGUUUUAACAAUUAAUUUUUAAAAAACCGCUGGGUUCUUUAGAAUUAAGUAUACGAAAGUAUGAUGUAAAUUAUGUGGUUUGUUUGUUAUGACAUUAAAUCAAUUUUAUUAUUUUGUUGAGAA
Photinus pyralis (common eastern firefly) is the source of this 2789-nucleotide messenger RNA. RefSeq names its product phospholipase DDHD2 (gene PAPLA1). The transcript has 11 exons. Bases 84 to 2576 code for a protein of 830 amino acids. Gene Ontology annotation, cellular component: COPII-coated ER to Golgi transport vesicle. The record is from RefSeq and is a predicted model, not a curated record. Gene Ontology annotation, molecular function: metal ion binding. NCBI's taxonomy places the organism in Eukaryota, Metazoa, Arthropoda, Insecta, Coleoptera, Lampyridae.